CUAGGGUUUAUUGGCUGAUACAAGAAAGCUUCGAUCGCUAAUUUCCCAGGAUUGUCCUUUGCAUUGAAUAAAAAAAUUAAUAUUUGAUAUAUGGAUCAUCGAUCUUGUCAUUAGCCCAUUCUGAAAGGGUUCCUGUAAUUUUCUUCUUCUCGAAUAUUCACUGUAAGGAAUUCAAUUGUGUCGUUUUGCCUGUUCUGGAGGGGUCCAUCCAACACAGAAUUAGCUACCUACACAUUACCUCAUAGUUCUCUCUCUCUAUCUCUCUAUCUCUCUCUAUAUAUAUAUAUAUGCACAAGGUGAACAGCUUUGAGGGGUUUUGAAAGCUGACCAGAUUUGCUUAAUUUGAUUAAAAGGGAGAAAAAAAAAAAAAAAGUUAAUAGCAAAAAUUAAGGUAGCUAGGUAGAUUUGAAGCAUAAUGGAAUGCAAUGGCAAUAUUAGGGUUCCUUAUUUUUCUCGAGCUGCAGCUUCUUCUUCAGAGAAUUUUAGCUUUCUCUGCAACUACAGUAGCAGCUAUGAGCACACAUUUUCAGAAAUGAAGCAGCCACCGCUCAUGGAGGACGGCGGCAUGGUUCCAAUGUCGACGAGCAAGAACAACAGCAGCAGCAGCGUUAUGAACAUGUACGGACAGUCUUCGAAUCCUUCAAAGAAGAAAUGUCGAAUGAGCACAGAGCAGGUGGAGUCAUUGGAAAACAGCUUCCAGGAGGAGAUCAAGCUCGACCCUCACAGAAAAAUCAAAUUGGCCAACGACCUUGGCCUCCAUCCCCGUCAGAUCUCCGUCUGGUUCCAGAACCGAAGAGCACGAUGGAAGGGAAAGCAGCUUGAGCGCUUGUACCACCUGCUUAAACAGGAGUACGACGCUGUUUCCAUGGAGAAGCACAAUCUCCAGCAAGAGGUUAUGACAUUAAGGGCAAUGGUGAAGGAUCAUAAACAAGGUGCAGGUGGAUCUUACACAGACAAGGAGGAGGCAGUGGCCGAAAGCGCAUCGAUCCCGGCGAGCUUGGAUGGCCCGACGGGAGGAAGCAAUCAGCAGAUCGGCGAAUGUAGCAAUAACUAUGUCUACAACAACCUUGACGAGGCCGACGAUGACGACUUUAAUCCGAUGAUGGUGAAUCCCUACACUUGGGAUGCUGCUAAUCUGCCUUAAUUAAUUAUGAUUGUAUGUUUCUUGGCCUAAUUGAGUUAAUUUCAUGAUUAAUUAUGAUGUUUAUAUGUCUUUAAUUAGAUAGGUAUUAAGAAAAUUAUGU
Andrographis paniculata is the source of this 1244-nucleotide messenger RNA. RefSeq names its product putative homeobox-leucine zipper protein ATHB-51. The transcript has 3 exons. Lineage: Eukaryota; Viridiplantae; Streptophyta; Magnoliopsida; Lamiales; Acanthaceae. The record is from RefSeq and is a predicted model, not a curated record. Gene Ontology annotation, cellular component: nucleus. Gene Ontology annotation, molecular function: DNA-binding transcription factor activity, RNA polymerase II-specific; sequence-specific DNA binding. The coding region runs from base 416 to 1144 and encodes 242 amino acids. Gene Ontology annotation, biological process: positive regulation of DNA-templated transcription.